CUGUCACUAUCAGCUGUUUAGUGUUUACUACUUAGAAAAUUGACGCUAUAUUCUAACGUUAACAACCACCUAUACAGAAUACUGCUAAAUAUUGCCUGAAGCAAAGUGAAUGAUAAAAAAUCGAUUAAAAACAGUAUUAAAUUUAUACAUAAAUAAUGGCCGUAUAUGCUGCACACUUGACUAGAACUCUACAAGGAACUCCUUCAGUAUUCCAAGUAACUGCCCAGGAAGCCCUAGGGUCGACUGUUAAACCAGCAUUGAGAAAACUUAUUGAGUUUAUAUCAGUAACCAGCCCAGACAAAUGUGGUUGGUGUGGAAAAUAUUAUGACGAGCUUUAUUUAUUGUUGGACUGUUUCCUUCAGUAUCAUUGUCUAAAACAUUAUGCUGCCUCAUUUUCUGAGUGUUUCUAUGGUUUAAUGAGGGCACCAAUCACACCCAAUACAGAGUUUAACUCUGGGGCAAGAUUAUCAGAUAGGCUGGAGAAAUGUUCUAUAUUAUUUCUUGUAUUAAUCCCAUACUUAAGAGACAAGAUUGAGACACUUGUCAACAAAUGGAGAGAUGACAAUGAAGAUGGCAGACUUGGUAAGAGCAAAAGUGACCAAGCUCGCAGAGCUGCUAUCCAUGCAUAUUCCACAGCACAUCUUGUAGUUGAGUGUUGCAAGCUAGUGGUAUUCGCGCGGUACUUGAUUGGCCGCUCACAAGCACCGAACCUGCCACUUCUUUUGUUGCGGCUUACAUUAACUAACGCACCUCCUCCAGAUCCCCAGGAAAACACAUGGACUGAUUUAUUUUCUAAUCUGUACAGAGGACGAUUUAGUGAGGCAAUGGUGACAUUCCCAAUGUUAUGGAGUGUGGUGUGGGACAGCAUGCAGUGGGGAGCAUUUCUGGUUCAGUUGCUGCGGUGGUGGGACACGCGGCCCGCAACUGCCACGCCCCAGUUCGCGCCCGCUACCAACCUGCCCCCGCCACAGGGAGACGAGACAGCCGCUCGCUUUACGAACAAGUGUCCAGUUUGUCUGCAGAGCUGGAAGGUUCCCACAGUGCUCCCAGUUUCAGGGUAUGUAUUCUGCUACACGUGCGUGUCGCGGCACGUGCGAGCGCGCGCCGAGUGUCCGCGCACGCGGCUGCCUGCCAGCGAGAGUAGUUUGGUGCGGCUGUAUGUGGACGUGUAGCGAGUAGCGACCAACUACCAACGGCCCACACGCGCAGUUUGGGUUUCUAAAUGUGCUUUCACACGGGAGUUAAAUAUGUGUUUGAUUUUUUAGGAUAAAAUAUAUAAAUUUAUAUAAUAUUUCCAUUACAAAACUAUUUCUAGAAAAAUAUAAAUCAAAGUCUGAACAGUUUAUUCCUAAAACUCAGAAUCAUCUAUUUAUUUGGGUUGAGUUUUUAAAUAGAACAAGAAUUGCCUGAAGUUGUGGUUAUCAUAUAUUCUACAACAUUAGCAAGCAUUGAAAAUUUGGGACCCCAAGUAUUAUAUAUACACGAAAAAUUAAAGCAAUAAAAAGUAAAUACAUUGUCUUUCCUAUAUCUAUAGGUCGGCGGUCGGUGAGCAAAAAAAAUGUUUUGUCAUGUUAUGUCACAUUUUUAACUGCUUUGUGAAAACGCCGUAAUGAACAUUUUUAUGUGAUAUUUUUAUUGCAUAUUUUCUAUAAAGGUAAACAAUCUUAUUCCGGUGGUAAAACUUCCUACCAUGAUGUUAUGAAUAUUAUGAUGUUAAAAAAUCCUGUACUAUAUCUUGAGGCGUAAAUUGGUAGUAAAUAGUGGGAACAAAAAAAUACUGAUUUGCAGGUUGUUUCCUGGCACAUUUAAAAAAGUAAUCAAAUAGAUUAUUUACGUACCCAGUCAUAAAAGUUUGGACACCUCUGCCUGCGGCCAUUUUAAUUUUUCCCCACCCACACACCCAUUUCAUUCAUGUACCCUGGGGAGUGCGUGCGAGCGGUGGCAAAAACGAAAGUUUUGUAUUAAUACUAAACAUAGCCCGCCUUAUUCGUUUGAGCCGCCGCGCUAGUUAUACGCCAUUGGACUGAGACCAGGGCGAUGACCUUAUUUUCCUCUUCAAAUCCAUGUCAAUUCUCGUACAGGGUUUUUUUUUUAAGAUAUUGUAUAUCUGUGAACCAUGACCAACUGUUAACUCGAUAUUGUUAUUAAUUCACACUGAUUUUGUUCAACAUGAUUGUGAUAUUCAGAGUACACCUCUAAAGUACCUAUAGAGAUAGUCACGUCGUUUUUCAUUUUAUAACAUACGUACUAUGUGGUAUAAUUGUUAAUAAUUAAUUAAGGAGAAAUUAUUAACAUUGUGAAUAUUUAUUAAUGAAUAUUGUGUUCAACCAUAUCUAAAAAUACUGAUAUUAUAAUAUAAUGCCGUGGAUUCCCAGACGUCGUAUCAUCAGUAAAUAUUUUGUAUUUUAUUAAUUUCAAUUUUCAAUGUAAAAUAACACGAAGCGUAUGUUACAAAAUUUGAAAGAUGCCAUUGAGUGUCAAGAUGCCACGCAGCAAGCAUUUAAUAGUUGCCGUAAUAAAAAAGCGUAGCGGAGACCUAAGCUAACAAGGUUAGUUUUAACAAUUUAGUAAAUAUGUCAGACACCCGUAUUACUACUCUAUCUUUAAUAUUGUUCACUUUAGUAUGGUCGUCUUGUCCACAGAGUACCUUUGCAUAUACUAGUAAUCUCAUCUAUUAAAAUAGGAAAGACAGAGUACCCCCAGCUGUUAGCGUGUUUUGACAACUAUUUGAGGCACGUGACAUUUUAAUAUUUUGGGUUUUCUAUGACAGCAGUGACAUCUCUGUGUAGGUAUUGUACUUAUUAUAUUGUUAUCAAAUUAUUAGGUACUUUUUAUAGUUAUGUGUGUACUUUUUUACCGUUGCGAUACACCUAAGAUUGUAUUCUGUAUACCCUGAUCUUGUGUGUGGGUGGAGGUCGUGGUAGACUGUCAUGCCCGCUCAAGUGUAUUUGUUUCUGUUGUGUACAGGCGAAUCUAGUGACUACAUAUAGUCGUGGUUACUUAUAAGUACCUACGCCUUCUCUAUUCUGUGGUUAUUGUCCUUAUUAUUUAUAUUGAUAUUUUAUGUAAGUUAUGGCUGUGGAUUUAUACAAAAUGUUAAAUAAAACAAUAUUUCAUAUAA
Leptidea sinapis is the source of this 3121-nucleotide messenger RNA. RefSeq names its product peroxisome assembly protein 12 (gene Pex12). NCBI's taxonomy places the organism in Eukaryota, Metazoa, Arthropoda, Insecta, Lepidoptera, Pieridae. Bases 156 to 1172 code for a protein of 338 amino acids. Gene Ontology annotation, molecular function: zinc ion binding; protein binding; ubiquitin-protein transferase activity. The record is from RefSeq and is a predicted model, not a curated record. The transcript is spliced from 7 exons. Gene Ontology annotation, biological process: protein monoubiquitination; protein import into peroxisome matrix. Gene Ontology annotation, cellular component: peroxisomal membrane; peroxisomal importomer complex.